Chara braunii is the source of this 1215-nucleotide messenger RNA. Lineage: Eukaryota; Viridiplantae; Streptophyta; Charophyceae; Charales; Characeae. The record is from the annotation of a GenBank genome assembly.
AGAGGAGGAGUGUGUAGAGAAAGAGGAAGGAGCCAGAAACUGCAGAGAGGAGAGCCUCUGAGCAGGGCAUGACCUCAGGAGCUCAGAGGGAUGGCCAGAGGAGAGAGCACAGGUCCCGGAGGCAGGAGAGAGAGGAGGACCAGCAUAUUGGCAAGACUCAACAGAAAGAGGAGCAGACUGCAGAGAGGACCCAGAGGGGAGGGCCCUCAGGUGGAUCAGAUAUACCUCCUCACCUUGCUCAGGUACCUGAGACCACUCCUAGGCCAGGCAUGCAGCCAAAGACGUCUCAUAGGGCACACGGUCAGGGAAAGGAUGAGGAUCAGGCUGCAAGAGAGAAGGAACAGGACAAGGAAGAGAGAGCAGCAAUAGAGAGAGAGAUCAGAGUCCAAAUCAGACUCAAGAACAAUGUGAAGCUGCACGAGAAGGUGGAGCAGGGAGAGCAGUCUGUGAUACUAGAAGAUAGAAAGGGGAAUGGCUCACCUACUCAAGACGAUGAGACUCCUCUGUUCAUGGAGGCUUGGGACAACUUUGAUAAGUUAUUGGAGGCAACAGGGAGGCCAAGAGAGCAGCAUCAGGAGAUGGGGGUUAGGCUGGUCUCUACAUACUUGCUUAGCCUGAAGGGCCUUAUGAAAGAGGGUUUUGCGGCGGCCAAGACUUCUGAUGAAAAGAUGAAAAAGAGGUUGACAAGGGUGGCGCGAGCAUCUCAUGAGCAGAGAAUAUAUUGGCAGAAAGAAAUAGGAAAUCUCAAGAAGGAGUUGGAGAGGCAGAACAAGGAGAUGGGAGCCAUGAAGACUGAGGUGGAGAAGGCCUGGGCAGGCAAUGAGGCCAUCAGACAGGUCAACCAGACCCUUAACAAGGUCAAUGACAAUCUGAGGACCUACUUGCAGGUACAGCAGAACAACUUUCAAGUAAAAGAGGUGAAGUGGGAAAAGAGAAUCAUGGACCUUGAGGCCAAGUGUGCACAGCAGACACCUACUGCAGUGGUAGACUGGACAGAGGUCCAGAGGUUUGAGAUCAGGAAGCAUCCUGCAGAGGAGGCCUUCAAGUGUCAGAAGGUGGAAGAGAGGGCAAACGAACAGAAGGAUGAGGAAAUCCCCCUGGUAGAUAAGGAGAUGUUGCAGCCUGAGGAGGCUCUAGCAGGGAAGGAGUCAGAGACUGGGGAGUUUGAGUAGAGGAUGCCCACAGUCUUGGCACAUGAGGCGAGGCCACCAGCAG